Oryzias latipes (Japanese medaka) is the source of this 10774-nucleotide messenger RNA. RefSeq names its product calcium channel, voltage-dependent, L type, alpha 1D subunit, b (gene cacna1db). Gene Ontology annotation, molecular function: high voltage-gated calcium channel activity. Gene Ontology annotation, cellular component: voltage-gated calcium channel complex; membrane. Gene Ontology annotation, biological process: calcium ion import across plasma membrane. NCBI's taxonomy places the organism in Eukaryota, Metazoa, Chordata, Actinopteri, Beloniformes, Adrianichthyidae. The record is from RefSeq and is a predicted model, not a curated record.
GUGUGUGAGCGCGUCCUGUCGCACACGCCGCGGAUCUGCGGCCAGGCACCCGGAUGUGGCGAAAAUGUUCGGCGCUCCUGUCAGGUUCUGCGCUCAGAAAACAUGUCAUCGUUCAGGCUAGCGCCUCCGCUCACUUUUGCGUCGUCGGGUGUUUUCUUCCAACGAUGAGUUGGAUUUAAAACGGAUCUUUUCGAUGUGGAUUCGAGGAUGCAAGAAGCAGAACAGUCUGAAGGGGCACAACAUGCCAACAACAAUCGGACCACUGCCUCCACGGACUCCUCAGCUCUCUGGUCAGAAAGCCACACCCAUCUGCAGCAGCUUCCGUCUCCAGAGCCCCUUCAACCCCCGGUGAGCACUGGCAAGCCCGUCGGGUCCGCUCAUGGCCUCCUUGGGGCCAACAGUAGUUGUCAAGGCCCAGGAGGUGCUGGUUCCGCUGUUAGCCCGGUUCUUGCGUGGCAUGCUGCCAUUACUGCUGCUCGACAAGCACAGGAAGAUGUGGAGAAGCCCGAGAUAAGUUCACGGCCCUCGGUUUGCCCCAGUGGACCUCCUCCUGCGGGAUCACUGGCACAAAGGAAAAGGCAGCAGUAUGCCAAAAGCAAAAAACAAGGAGGAUCAACCAACAGCAGGCCACCAAGAGCCCUGUUCUGCCUCACACUCAACAACCCAAUUCGCAGGGCCUGCAUCAGCCUGGUGGAGUGGAAACCGUUUGAUAUCUUUAUACUGCUGUCUAUUUUUGCCAACUGUGUGGCCUUAGCCAUCUACAUCCCCUUCCCUGGAGAUGACUCCAACUCCACCAACCAGGAACUGGAAAAAGUGGAAUAUGCCUUCCUGAUCAUUUUCACAAUAGAAACAUUUAUGAAGAUCAUUGCCUAUGGCUUGGUGAUGCACCAAAACUCCUACGUCAGAAACGGCUGGAACAUGUUGGAUUUUGUCAUCGUCAUUGUGGGGUUGUUCAGUGUGGUCCUAGAGAUGAUAACCAAAGACGCUGACCAUGGUGGCCAGUCUGGAGGCAAACCAGGGGGAUUCGAUGUGAAAGCACUUCGGGCCUUCCGUGUGCUACGACCCCUUCGUCUUGUUUCUGGUGUUCCCAGUUUACAGGUGGUUUUAAAUUCCAUUAUUAAAGCCAUGGUUCCACUGCUUCACAUAGCUCUGCUGGUCCUGUUUGUCAUCAUUAUUUACGCCAUCAUCGGCCUCGAGCUCUUUAUUGGAAAAAUGCACGCCACAUGCUACGUGAUACAAACAGGUGCACUUGCUGAGGAAGAGCCGGCCCCGUGUGCCGUGUCGGGGCACGGACGCCAUUGUCUGUUCAACGGUACAAUUUGUCGAGAGGGCUGGCAGGGUCCCAACAACGGCAUCACAAACUUUGACAAUUUUUUGUUUGCCAUGCUCACUGUGUUCCAGUGCAUCACAAUGGAAGGCUGGACCGAUGUUCUGUACUGGAUGAAUGAUGCAAUGGGCUUUGAGCUGCCGUGGGUUUACUUUGUCAGUUUGGUCAUCUUUGGAUCCUUCUUUGUUCUUAACUUGGUUUUGGGUGUGUUAAGUGGUGAGUUCUCCAAAGAGCGAGAAAAGGCCAAGGCUCGAGGUGAUUUCCAGAAGCUUCGGGAGAAGCAGCAGUUGGAGGAAGACCUUAAGGGCUACUUGGACUGGAUCACGCAGGCUGAGGACAUCGACCCCGAGAACGAUGAGGAAGGAGACGAGGAAGGCAAGCGUAAUCGGGUCACGCUGGCUGACCUCACAGAGAAGAAGAAGGGAAAGUUUGGCUGGUUCACUCAGUCCACAGAGACACAGGCGAGCGUGCCAACGAGUGAGACGGAAUCUGUGAACACCGAUAACCACAAUGCAGAGGAGGACAAAUCGCUGUGCUGUGGACCACUGUGUCAGAAAAUUACUAAGUCAAAGUGCAGUCGUCAGUGGCGACGCUGGAACCGUCUGUGUCGCAGGAAGUGCCGUGCAGCUGUCAAAUCUGUGACGUUUUACUGGCUCGUCAUCAUCUUGGUCUUCCUCAACACUCUCACCAUCGCCUCUGAGCACUACAACCAACCGGACUGGCUGACGGAAGUCCAAGAUGUUGCCAACAAAGUUCUCCUGGCUUUGUUCACCUUGGAGAUGCUGGUGAAGAUGUACAGUUUGGGACUGCAGGCCUACUUUGUGUCCCUUUUUAACCGCUUUGACUGCUUUGUGGUGUGUGGAGGCAUCGUGGAAACCAUCCUGGUGGAGCUGGCCAUCAUGUCUCCUCUGGGGAUCUCGGUUUUCCGCUGCGUGCGUCUCCUCAGAAUCUUCAAAGUUACACGGCACUGGGCGUCUCUCAGUAACCUGGUUGCUUCACUGCUCAACUCCAUGAAGUCCAUCGCCUCUUUGUUGCUGCUGCUCUUCCUCUUCAUUAUUAUUUUUUCCUUGCUCGGCAUGCAACUCUUUGGAGGCAAGUUCAACUUUGAUGAGACGGUGACCAAACGGAGCACAUUUGAUAAUUUCCCACAAGCCCUGCUCACCGUGUUCCAGAUUUUGACUGGAGAAGACUGGAACACAGUGAUGUAUGAUGGCAUCAUGGCAUACGGGGGACCAGCCUCCUCUGGAAUGGUGGUCUGCAUUUACUUCAUCAUUCUCUUCAUCUGUGGAAACUACAUCUUGCUAAAUGUCUUUUUGGCUAUCGCUGUUGAUAACCUGGCCGACGCAGAGAGCCUCAACACGGCACAAAGGGAGGAAGAAGAGGCCAAGAAGAGGAGGAAUAGUACCAAGGAAGAAAGUUCAGACAGGAAAAGGGUUGAGAUAACUGAAGCAGCUCAUGAGUCAAAGCUUCCAACAGAGACCUUGCUAGAGGCAGACAAAGAGCCGUAUGCUGCUGCUGAAUCUCCAGGAGAUGAUGUCGAUGAUGAGGACAAUAACGACAUUCUCCCAGAGGUCCCAACAGGACCCCGCCCUCAACGGCUCUCUGAACUCACCAUCAAAGAGAAGACUCCGCCCAUCCCUCAAGGCAGCGCCUUCUUCAUCUUCAGCAGCACCAACCCCUUUCGAGUACUCUGCCACAAACUGAUCAACCAUCAGAUCUUCACCAACCUCAUCCUGGUCUUCAUCAUGCUCAGCUCAGUUUCUCUGGCUGCUGAAGAUCCCAUCCGCAACUUCUCUGCUCGCAACAUUAUACUUGGUUAUUUUGACUAUGCUUUCACCGCAAUCUUUACAGUUGAGAUCCUGUUGAAGAUCCUAGGCUAUGCAGACUAUGUCUUCACUAGUAUGUUUACAUUUGAGAUCCUUAUUAAGAUGACAGCGUUCGGAGCCUUUCUUCAUAAGGGGGCCUUCUGCAGGAACUACUUCAACCUACUUGACUUGCUUGUUGUCGGUGUGUCUCUGGUGUCUUUUGGUAUCCAAUCCUCAGCAAUCUCAGUGGUGAAGAUUCUCCGUGUUUUGCGUGUUCUCCGUCCACUCAGGGCCAUCAACAGAGCCAAGGGACUUAAGCAUGUGGUGCAGUGUGUGUUUGUUGCCAUCAGGACCAUCGGUAACAUCAUGAUUGUCACCACGCUGCUGCAGUUCAUGUUUGCUUGUAUUGGAGUGCAGCUCUUCAAGGGAAAAUUCUAUCGAUGCACAGAUGAUGCAAAGUCCAGCCCUGAGGAAUGCAAAGGAACGUACAUUCUUUACAGCAAUGGGGACACAGCACUACCCAUGAUUAAGGAGAGGAUUUGGUACAACAGUGACUUCAAUUUUGACAAUGUUCUCAUGGCCAUGAUGGCUCUUUUCACUGUCUCCACUUUUGAAGGAUGGCCCACACUUUUGUACAAGGCCAUUGACUCUAACAGGGAAAACAUGGGUCCCAUCUAUAACUACCGCAUCGAGAUCUCCAUCUUCUUCAUCAUCUAUAUCAUCAUCAUCGCCUUCUUCAUGAUGAACAUCUUUGUCGGUUUCGUCAUCGUCACCUUUCAGGAGCAGGGGGAGAAGGAAUACAAGAACUGUGAGCUGGACAAGAACCAGCGUCAGUGUGUGGAGUACGCGCUGAAAGCUCGGCCUCUGCGUCGCUACAUUCCCAAAAACCCCUACCAGUACAAGUUCUGGUAUGUGGUCAACUCCACUGGCUUUGAAUACGUCAUGUUUGUCCUGAUCAUCCUUAACACCUUGUGUCUGGCCAUCCAGCACUAUGGCCAGUCUCAUCUGUUUAACUACGCCAUGGAUAUCCUCAAUAUGGUCUUCACGGGGGUUUUCACAGUAGAGAUGAUCCUCAAACUCAUCGCCUUUAAACCCAGAGGUUAUGUCGGGGACGCCUGGAAUGUCUUCGACGCUCUGGUGGUGAUUGGCAGUGUAGUCGACAUCAUACUCAGCCAGAACUAUUUUGCUGAUGCAUGGAACACGUUUGAUGCCUUAAUUGUUGUGGGUAGCGUGGUUGACAUUGCCAUCACUGAGAUCAAUUCAACAGCCAUUCCUGUUGUGAAGGUGAUAGUGGAGCCAGGGAACACAGAGGACAGCGCUCGCAUCUCCAUCACCUUCUUCCGCCUGUUCAGGGUGAUGCGGCUGGUCAAACUGCUAAGCAGAGGGGAGGGAAUCCGGACUUUGCUGUGGACUUUCAUCAAAUCCUUCCAGGCGCUUCCAUAUGUCGCCCUUUUGAUUGCCAUGCUGUUCUUCAUCUAUGCUGUGAUUGGAAUGCAGGUGUUUGGAAAAAUUGCAAUGGUGGACGGGACCCAAAUUAACCGCAACAACAAUUUUCAAACUUUUCCUCAGGCUGUCCUGAUGCUCUUCAGGUGUGCAACUGGAGAGGCAUGGCAGGAGAUCAUGCUGGCUUGUCUGCCAGGCAAGCUGUGCGACUCAGAGUCGGACUAUAAUCCCGGAGAGGAGAGAACCUGUGGCAGCGGCUUUGCAAUCAUCUAUUUCAUCAGCUUCUACAUGCUUUGUGCUUUCUUGAUUAUCAACCUUUUUGUAGCCGUCAUCAUGGACAACUUUGAUUAUCUGACUCGUGAUUGGUCCAUUCUGGGGCCACACCACCUGGAUGAGUUCAAAAGAAUCUGGUCGGAAUAUGAUCCGGAAGCCAAGGGCAGGAUAAAGCAUCUUGAUGUGGUAACUCUGCUGCGGAGAAUUCAGCCUCCUCUGGGCUUUGGGAAGCUCUGCCCUCACAGAGUGGCCUGUAAGCGGCUGGUUGCUAUGAACAUGCCCCUCAACAGUGACGGGACGGUCAUGUUUAAUGCCACCUUGUUCGCUUUGGUCCGCACCGCUCUCAAGAUCAAGACUGAGGGUAACUUGGAUCAAGCAAACGAGGAGCUGCGGGUUGUCAUUAAGAAGAUCUGGAAGAGGACGAGUAUGAAACUCCUGGAUCAAGUGGUGCCUCCCGCUGGUGAUGACGAGGUAACAGUGGGGAAGUUCUAUGCCACCUUCCUGAUACAGGACUACUUUAGAAAGUUCAAGAGGCGCAAAGAGCAAGGGCUCGUGGGAAGACGAUCAUGGGAGAGGCUGAAUACCACUUUGGCUCUGCAGGCCGGCUUGCGCACGCUUCACGACAUUGGACCAGAAAUUCGUCGAGCCAUAUCAUGUGACCUACAGGAGGAGGGGCUAGUAGAUGUGACUGCUGAGGAAGAAGAGGAAAUCUACAGGCGUAAUGGCGGUCUUUUUGGAAACCAUGUUGACUGUGUGAGUGGGGACCAGCAGGGCUCUCACCCCCCCACCACUGUCACACAGCGGCCGCUGCAGAUCCUGCCCUUUUCCUGCAGUGCUUCAAUCGCACCCACCCAGAACAACAGAACCAGCAGCAGUGGCAGAGAAGGAGAUGAAGAGUAUAACCAUCAUCAAACUCCUCUGCCUGACGGUUCCCCUCGCUGUAACUUCACAGUCCAUCGGUCCCCAAUACCCUCCAACGCCAACCUCAAUAAUGCCAAUGUGCCCUCGCUCCUCUCUACAACACCUGGGGGUCAGCAGAAGUGUUUAUUACAGAGAAGUUGCCCGUCCUCCACCCGAAACAGAUCACCCACCACGUACAGCAAAGCGCUGCACAACAAACUGUGGAAGUCUCACUCCACAAGUAGGACACGCUACUAUGAAGCAUGUGUCAGGUCACAAGGAAGUGUCAGAGGGCUUCACCCAACCAUUCGCAGAGAGGAACCCGGGGGUGCCAACAGCGACGAUGAGCGAGGUUCAGGUGAUUACUUCAGCGGUGACGAGUUUCAUGAAGAUGACAUCAUGCUCUCAAAGGACAGACUGAUCUGCAUGGACUAUAGUGAUGAAGCAGAGGGAGAUUAUGAGGUUUUCAGAGAUGCGUGUCAGCCUGAUGGUUUCUAUGACGAUGAUGACAAACAGCUUAUCUGCCAACAUGAAAGACGAUCACCUAGAAGAUGGUUUUUACCCUCUCCUCAAGCCUCCAACACACCAACAUUUAGUUUUGAGUGUCUUCGCAGAAGAAGUAGUAUAGAUGAUGCUCCCUCCUCUCCAUCAUGCACUGCUCUUCCGCUCCACCUGAUGCAGCAACAGGUGAUGGCAGUAGCUGGUAUUGAUGCCAGCAGAAUUUCUCGGCCUUCUCCGACAAGGUCGCUUCGCUCCUGGGCAACGCCUCCAGCCUCCCCCAGCAGUCGUGACUGCUCUCCCUGCUACACGCCACUCAUACAGGUGGACUGGCGAAGCUCUGGGAGUGUGGGAAGCAUCCCUGGAUUAGUAAAGAGGAGCUCCUGGUACACAGACCGCCAGGAUGGCGCUCACAGCUGCUGCCAUUCUCCAUCGCGUCUGCAGCUUCCUGCAGAAAACUGUGCAAAUGUUCUGCAGAACAGAGGCAGUGCUAACAGUCUGGUUGAAGCUGUGCUGAUCUCCGAGGGUUUAGGUAAAUAUGCCAGGGACCCCAGAUUUGUGUCUGCGACCAAACAUGAGAUUGCAGACGCCUGUGAGAUGACCAUCGAUGAAAUGGAGAGUGCAGCCAGUAACCUGCUGAAUGGAAGUAUGGCAAACGGCAGCAGUGAAGGAGCAGGGGACGCUGGCUCAGACUCCGUCACACAGCUGAGGGACCACAGUGUGCGCGACUACAGCGACGAGGAGCCGUACGUGGCCGUCAGAUGUGAGGAGGACUUAACAGAUGAAAUGAUAUGCAUCACUUCACUAUAGCAGCGGCCCACAAACUUUCUUUUUCAAGACUCAUUUUUUAUUUAACAGCAAAGCGACCUCCAUUCAGGAGCAAAAUACACAAAAAUGGAAGGCAGAUGAGAACAAAAGUGCCUUGUUUUUUUCGUCCUGUUGGUGGAAGACCAACAAUGGUCAUAUGUUUGUGGAGAUCUGAAACUACAAUUUAUGAAUUUACCCGUCAGCUGGUUACUUGUUGCACAAAAAUUCAAGCCACUUUAGUAAAAUUGUUUGAAAUUUGUAUCUUUAUGAUUCAGCGAGGAGCUUUUUUUUUUGUUUCUUUCAAAGUUGGCUGAGGAUCAAACUGAGCUCUAAUGUGUUUCCCACUGCAGCUUCGGGUCAGUCCCGCUAUGAUAGUGGGCCUGUGUUUGUUCUGCUGCAGUACCAGUCAUGGACUGUUGAUACACUUUUAAAAGCCAACCUAAACGUGCCCACCACUCCAUUAUGUGAACCCGAGAAAACACAAAUGAAGUAAUUUUGUUCAAAAGUUGUUUUUCCCCCUAAGACUUUUUAAAACCUUAACAUCUCCAUGGUUUUUAGGCAGCUCCUGGCUUCAGUGCCGAGUGCUAAAGGUUGAGUCAGCGCUGCAGUUUUGAAGCUAGAGACAGAUGACAGACCCCCCCAACCCACCUCAGUGCAGUCUGCCACUGCAUGUUGCCAGCAUCUGGAGGAAAACACUCUGUGAUCACCACAUCCAGCUCUCCAGCUGCCGGUUACAACAGCCACUGUCUGCUCGGCCAAAAUGAUGUGUGUGUGAAAUCAGGUCACAUGUACUUCAGUCUUUUCCAGUGUUGCAACUCUAGUUGAGCUGGAAAUGUUUUGUUAGGAACAAAAAACAAAUAAAAAGGAUUUCAUUUAUUUAAAGCAACCAACAAUAAACAAAACCCUAAUCUAUCAAGUUUUGGAUUUCUUUUUUAUGGGCACUUCAGUUUUCUCAGUCAAAAAUAACAAAGAAAUUGUGAUGUUAGACACUAAAGCCAAAACAGAGAAAGAUGGUCACACCCCGAAUUCCUGAAAAGCACAAGUGAAGUUGGGACUUUUUUGGCUUGUGCGCUAUUUGUUUUAAAAUGUCUAUUCUUAAGAAUAAAUAAAGAUUUUUCUAAUUUAACUAAAUCUUUAAGUCCCACUCCCAUCAACUUUUGAUCUACUGUUAAAGCGUUCCCAGUGGUCUUUUAAUUAUGACUAUGCCGAUUUUGAGCCAGAUGCCAGCUCAGAUGAAAAAUAUUAAGCCGCACAUGGAUUUCUUUGUAUGUUGUAAGUUCUUUGUCAGACCUACAAGCUUUUUCCUACUGCAUUUUUUGUCUGCUCCUGAUUCACAACGAUUCGAAUAAAGAAAUACUCAAAAAUUCUAUUUUAAUCUUACAUUAUUUUAAAUGUCCUCCAUUAUGAGAAAAAUGCCACACAAACAUGUUAAAAACACGAUUUUCAUUGGAGUGGGUCUUAAAUCUCACCAAAAGCUGCCGGGUCUUUGCUACAGUUUUUUACCUGUGAGAUACAAGUCACCAAAGAAAAUGUAGUAUUUUUGAUAAAUGAAAGUCAAUUUGAAGCCCUGCAGUGAAUUCAGAACCAUGCACAUGGAAAUCAUUGCAUUACUCUGAUUCUAACUUGAAAAUUAGAUGACAUAUCGGUUUAAAUAGACUUAGUCCUAAGGCAUAUUCUCCUGUCUCUGCUCAUUGACACAAUCCAACUUUGUCUCCCUUUUCUCAUGUAAUUUCCUUUCGUUCUAGUGUAAUUGGUACUUUUAGAUGAACACAAUCAAUUGUCUUUGUAAACCAGAAUAUGCAAUGCAUGCUUUCCCUUUUGAAGUCAAGAAAAUCCCUUCAUACUGAGAAAUAUAAUGUUCGAUAAUUAUUUUUAAGACUUAAUAUGUUUAUGCAUUUGUAAACACUUUACUGCCAUUGUUCAAUAGCAUUUCAAAUUUUUAAUUUCUGCCAUGGCAGAAACCACAGGUUUCUUUUUUUAUUGGUGAAGCAAAUGUUUUUUUUUUACAGGAAAAAAGCAUUUGUUUGCUUUAACAGUCCAAAGUGUGGUAUCAAUGCCUCCUCAUUUCCAGUCAUUUUUUACUUUCAUUGGAAUUCAGGGGCUAAACUGAAGUGAAUGCGUUAUUUUCUUAUAUUUCCAUGAACAAAAAUGUUUUAAUGACUCAUGUAUAUCCAAACAGAUCAUUUUAUGAGUAAUUUAAAACAGCUCAACAUAAAGUGACUUAUCUAAUAUUUCUCCAAACAAUAACUGAGUGAAUGUGUUUGGGGAAAGACAUCAUCGUUCCAAGCUGCUGACUUUCGUUUAUAGGCGUUUCUUUUUGCUUUGGAACCGGUUUCUGUGCAGAGGAAAAACAAGAUCAUCUGUGAGUCAGAUGGCCACUCAACUACAAAUUUGUUUCUACUGGUACUUAAAAAAGAAAAAGCCCACGGAUAUAGAAGUCAACUGUACGUUUUAAAAGCACCACCAUAGUGAAAGAUGAUUAUUUUCUUUUUUAAAUAUAUGAUUGGAUCUUUGUAACAAAAGGGCUUCUUAAAAUCAAAAACCUGUAAAGAUGUUUAAAUAAAAGGAAUUUUAUUCAGCUCAUUCAAGGUAAAAAAACAAAAAAAAAACCUUAUUAAAAGAUUGCAGUUGGAUGUUUGAUGUACAGAAAAUGUACAUUCAUGUCGGGGUCUGCACUCUCUGUAAAUGAGCCCACUCCUUAGGCUGGCCUAAACGCUUCAAAGGGCAAAGAUUGCUGAAAAGAGAGAAUGAUGCAUUUUCAAACAGCAUGUAAUUCAAACUGGUGGCGAAAUGUUUUUACCUCUCCCACUAUCCAGGUCUGAUAGCUUCAGGGAAACAGCGGCAGCAUUUGCACAAAAUAGAAUUUUAAAGAAAUUGGCUCAAGGUUUCUUUUGGGGGGGAGGGGGUUUGCUUCAGUUUAGCUACCUCAAGUGUCGCCUCAAAUUUAUUGAUGCAGUUACAUAGAUCAAUACUAGAAAAUUGAAUUGUAUUUUUUGCAAAGGAAGCCAGUAAUUCCAUUAUAUUGAUUGAUUACAUUUGUAACUCGUUUAGGAAAAAAUCUUGAAGAUUUAAUUUACAAUAAGCCAUAAUUGGAAGAAGCUGUAAGAAGAAAAAAUGCUUUAUUGGGACACAGGGGAGAGGGACUCGAGCUGAGAGUCUAUACAGGAAUAAAAUAAAAUUUUUUCCUAACCAGCUUUUUUAUUCUGAAAUAAUUUGGCAUGAGAGUUUCUUCGUCAAACUCAUUUUUUAAUGAAUGGCAAAUGGAGCAGGACGCAGAUCCUCAGUGAAAGCCACCUGAACUCAGACAUCUGUCUGUAGUACAUCAGCACGAAAUGUUUUAUCAGGAAAUGAAGUAAACACAAAGCUAUGUUGUGCAGCACAGCUUUAUUUUUUCUACUUUCCACUGCUCUACAAACUUGUGUAAAAAAAACUAACUGUAAUAUUUGAAAAAAAAAAAGACUUUUAACUUGAAGAUUUCUUCUUUCUGCCUAUUUACUGUUUAAAAAAUAAAGCUCUAUCUACUUUGUAGCAUAAGAACUUAUACCUGAUAGAUUUUGUACCAAUAAAAACAAAAACUCUGUUUUGUACAUUUGAAUUUUUGCUGAAAUGACAUAGAACCUGCUGCGUUUUUGUAAUGAUCACUGCAUAAAAACAUACAAGGACAAAGUCACAAUGAUUUGUUGACAUUCAGUACAAAGAAAAAAAACAACAAUAAAAAAAA